Molecule: messenger RNA, 8778 nt
Organism: Loxodonta africana (African savanna elephant)
Lineage: Eukaryota; Metazoa; Chordata; Mammalia; Proboscidea; Elephantidae
Product: vomeronasal type-1 receptor 4-like
Exons: 2
Coding region: 2021-3073 (350 amino acids)
Biological process (GO): G protein-coupled receptor signaling pathway
Cellular component (GO): membrane
Molecular function (GO): pheromone receptor activity
Source: RefSeq, a predicted model, not a curated record
UGAAGCAUCUUGGGGAAUUAAAAUUUGGGGAAAAGGCAAACUCUAUGAUAAGUAACCCAAUAGCGGGUGUUUCUUUUCCCAGGUUUCAGUGUUCUCUCCCCCACUUUUUUAAUUGUUUGUACUUCCGAAGUUAUAGUAGUGAACUUUCUCUGUGAAAUAGUUCUGGUAUUCUUUUUGGACUUUCUCAUUAUUUACUAGUAACUUGUUAUGAUGAUUGUAACUUGGACAAACAUCUCACCGGGUGAUUUCUCCAAGCCCCCUUACAGAGGCUGUCAGAGCUAUCAGAGUUCAUGUGAUAAUCUCAGAUCUGCAGGGAGAUGAGGUCAGGGUGGUCAUAAUUAUAAUUCAGGGUCCAGAUGUCCUUCUCUCACUCACAUACCAAGAGCCACCUUUGUGCCAGGGUUGCUGGCUGCAGUAGACCAGUAGGUGAGUAUUUCAGACUAAGCAAUAGAAUAUUUCUCCAUUUCCUCCAAAAUGACAGCUGCUAAACUUGGAAUGUUCACUCUAAAACAGGGCACAUCACAGCUGAUGUUCCCCAAACUAGUUUUGUUUAAAUACAUGUAGUUUUGUUGAGGGGGAGUUUUCCAUGGAUUUGGGGGAUUCAGUGGUGGUAACAACUGUUUCCUACUUGAUAUUCUGGAAACUGACUAGGGCAAAGGCUGCAGCUCCUCAGAGGGGCCUUGGGGGACCAGGGAAGAGAGACUCAUUGUUAUUCUAAGCUCAUCACUGGGAGCUGGAAUCCCACGUCAGCUGCCCAUGAAGCUGAUCCCGAACAGCCUCACUGCUCUGUGCGUGUCUCUCAGUCAGCAUGUGGGGCUGUGUCUCUAUGUCCUGAGUUUUAGUGCAGAACCCAAGUCUGAUUCAAUAAAACACCAAGAAUAUGUACCUGAAUUUUGGCAGUUCUUCUAAGAAAUGGGGAAUGAAUAGGUGGGUAGAGCUGUCAGGAGCUGGCUUGGCACAAUGCCAGUUGAUGAAGAAGGGUAGUUGAAUUUGUGAAACAUCACACCCAUUGUUAUGGACUUUGGGGUAGCUGUCUCUCCAUGCCCAGAGCCCACACAGGGUCUCAAAGUUGAAAUAGAUCUCGAGGCCAGGCUUUUCUAACUGUCUCUCUGUAUUCACUCUGAUCUUAGUCACUUGUACGGAAUCUUCAAGGCGUCAGCAGCUAAAAACCACUCCCCUAUGCAAAGAAACGUUUUUGCCCAUCCGUCUCAAGGAGGGUCUCACUGGUGUUGUUUCUAUUAAGAAUCUACCUCCGUUUUCAAGUCCAUUCACUGCUCAUUGUAUUCUUUUUCUCUGUUAUAUCUUUCCAUCUGCACCCCCAUUCAUCUGUGUAUCAGACACUUUCUGCCCUAAUUCACUUGCUGUCAUGUCCUUUGACAAUGACAUGGUUUAUUUAGCCUGAAUUUUAGUUCUGAGCCCAAUCCUGAUUCAAUAAAACCUCUAAACAUGUUCCUGAAUUUUAGGCAGUUCUCUAAAGGAAUGAGGAACAAGUGGGUGAGUAGACAUCCCUCAGGGGCUUUCCUUGCAGGAUUUGGUUUCUGACUCAUGGAUCCUUCACAUAUGUUUUCCUCUGGAGUUCAAUUUAUCUGGAUAAACUGAAAAAUAAAUAAAACUUAACCAGAAAGUAUGACUUACUUGUGAUUUCCUGUUAAAUGUCAGUAUUCAGUUAGUCAUUGCUCACGUGUAAGCUUAUAUUUUUCUUUUAUUUCAGAAAAGAAACAUUCCCAUUGGCGUGCUUUUUGCCCUUAUUUGAUAUAUUUUGGUCUCUAUCACUUCAUGUUUCUGAUUCUCCUUCUUCUCUCUCUAGGUCUUCAGCAGAUCUCCAACUGUGCUCCCUCUUUCUUAUCUAUAGGGCCCCUAUUCUUCUCUUUGUGCUUCUGCUCUGUAAAUUACUUACUGCCCAGCCCUUCUGGAAUUCUGAGUCCUGUGGCCUGAGUAUGUUUUGUGAGGAUGAGUGAGCUCCUUUAAUAGGAAAUGUAGAAGAAGAAAAAGGCCACUAACAGGUCAGCGACUGCAGAUCAUGUUUGUGGAUUUCUUGCGGUGUGUUUGGUGCCUGGAAAAGAAAGAACAUGGUGCAACACGCGUUGGGAUAGGUUUUACAGGCUCUGAGGAAAAUAUUAAAUCUGUGACCAACAGCCCAAUGAUUUCCAGUGACUUGGCAUUUGGGAUUACAUUCCUUCUCCAGACUGGUGCUGGGCUCCUGGGGAACUCCUCACUUUUAUAUCUUCACUUGUCCUUUUUGUUUGCUGGACACAAACUAAAGCCCACCGACCUGAUUCUCAGCCCCCUGUGUUUAGCCAACACCUUGGUACUUCUCUCUAAGGGAGUCCCUCAGGCCAUGACAGCUCCGGGGCUGAAAGAUUUCCUUGGUGAUAUGGGCUGUAAACUCCUUUUCUACCUUUACCGAGUGGCCAGGGGGACCUCCCUCUGCGCCACCUGCCUCCUGAGUUGCUUCCAGAUCAUUACUGUCAGCUCUAGUGUACCCAGGUGGACAGAGCUCAAAACGAGAGCCUCAGACCAUAUUGUCUCCUCUUGUUACCCCUGCUGGCUCCUCAAUCUUCUGUUACAAAUUGUGAUUCCUUUAAGGGUGACUGGGCCAAACCAUGACAGGAACAACACCAUGAGAAGUGAUUUUGCAUACUGCACUGAUAUUUUUCAGCAUUCAGUUAGUGUAUUACUCUAUGCCCUCCUGCUUGCUCCCAUUGAUUUUAUGUUUCUGGGACUCAUGGUCUGGUCCAGCGGCUCCAUGGUGUUUAUUUUGUACAGACAUAAGAAGCGAGUCCAACACAUUCAUAGCAAGCACCUCUCCCAUAAAACUUCCCCUGAGACCAGAGCCACCCACACGAUUCUGGUGCUUGUGAGCAUCUUCGUUUCCUUUUACUUCCUCUCUUCCAUCUUGGCCUUUUACAUGGCACUGUUUGAUAGCCAAAAUGUUUGGCUGUAUAGUCUCAGCACACUUGUGGCUGCGUGUUUUCCAUCCUGUAGCUCUUUUGUGCUGAUGAACAAGGUUGUCCAUAUCUCCAGGCUCAGCUUUAUCUGGGGAAUGAGUAAAAUAAACUUUCCUAAAACAUAGUUAGAAUGAUGAAUAUCCUCUUUUUUGUAGAAUGCUUAUUUUUUAAUUUAUUAAUUAAUCAAAUAUUUCAUAUAUCUAGAUUUUGUAUCAGGCACCCAAUAAAUAGUUAUGGAUGAGAGAUGAAUCCCACAUUAUUGUAGAUAAUUCUGAGAUAUCAAAGCAGGUAAGCAAUUUAAAACAAUUAUUUCAUAAACAGUUGAAUAUAAUUUCAAUAAAUCUGCAAUAAUGUCGGUACAAACUUCUAAGGAUUGUCAAUAGCAGUAGUCACUGACCUUGUGUCAGAGCUCUCUUCAGAGUCCCCUGGAAUGUGUAAUUUAAGCUGAUCCUUAGAAAUCAAAAUACAAGAAUGAGGCCCUACAGCUUUAUAAUUUCUGGUUGUAUAAUCUGCCAAAUUUCCAUCAUGUCCUGAAUUAAGAUGGUUUACCAUUGCCUCAUGAGAAGUCCUGUUCAUAUAAGCAGUUUGUGAUUUUCUGCUAAUACAUGGGCUGGCAAUUUAAACUCACCCAGUCAGUGGCUUCAUGGAAGAAAGGCAUAGCAUCCGUAAAGAUUAUAGCCAAGAAAACCUAGGGGCAGUACUACUCUGUAACACAUGGUAUCACCCUGAGUCAGUGGCCAACUCAAUGGCAUUGGACAAUAACAAUGAUCACUUCUCAUCCACCCAGGGGGUAUCCCAUUAGGGGAUGGGAGAUCAUCAACACAUUACUAAAAAGCCCUUCACUUGCAAUAUUAUCUGAGUAUAUUCAUGACAUGGUCCCUAACCCGUUGAAAAACCUGUUGCUGUUUAAUCGAUUCUGACUCAUAGCAAUCCUGUAGGACAGAACAGAACUGCCCCAUAAGGUUUCCAAGGAGUGGCUGGUGGAUUGAAACUGCUGACCUUUUGGUUAGCAGCUGAGUUCUUAACCAGUGUGCCACCAGGACCCUCCGACAUGGAUGGGGUGGGGCACAAAUGAUUUGUGUUCAUCCUUUAAUUGAAAGGUUGGCAGUUUGAAAUCCCCACCGCCCCAGUACCCCAGUAGAGCUGCAGCAGAAAGGCCUAGCAUUCUGCUUCUGGAAAUAUUACAGCUAAGAAAACCCUAUAGAGCAGUUCUACCCUGUAACGUAUGAGGUCGCUAUGAGUCCAAAUAGACUCCAAGGCGGUUGUGUGCUUUUGGGUGGAUUCCGACUCACAGUGACACUUUACUGCAACAGGGUUAUAUUAAUGAUGUAAAAUCAACUGAGGGGAGUAUGUGGUAAGGAGGGGGUUUCAAGUGGGAGACUACGAAUCACAUUGAAAUCUGAUGCAAAUGCUCUUUUAAGGGAGGGCACUCAGUGAUGGAAGGAGCCCUGGUGUCAUAGUGGUUAAAAUGCUUGGCUGCUAACCAAAAGGUCGGCACCAGUUGCUCCGCAAGAGAAAGACCUGGCGAUUUGCUUCCUUAAUGAUUGCAUCCUAGGAAAUACUAUGAGGCAGUUCUACUCUGUCCUACAGAGUCGCUAUGAGUCAGAAUGAACUUGAUGGCAAUGGGUUUCUAUUUUUUUUUUUUUUAAUUGAUCUUCAUGGAUGUGGCUGGUACAAGCAGUGGAAAUGACAGAGUAGAAGCCCUUUCAGUGCAUCUGUGUUCACCUGGAUCUGUAGAUUAAGACAAACUCCUGCACCUUGGUAUCUCCCCACUUCAAGUAUUGCAUGUGUUAGGAACCCAGUAUACCUGUGCAGGUACAUUAACAAAAUUUAGUGCAAUAAUAUCACCCAAGGAUAUAAGAAAAUGUACCAAUUAUAUGACCCAGCAAAAUGUAAAGGAAAUAUUAAUUAUGAAAUAUAGUUGGAAUAAUAAAGAACGUAACUGAUGGCAUGAAUGUAGAUUGAAAACAUAAAAUUUGGAACAGAUAUCAGGAAGUUGACUGGAAAAUCUUCAAAUAUUUGGAAAUUAAUCAACACCCUCCUAAAUAUUCCAUGUUGUUGUUCUUAGGUGCCUUUGAGUCAGUUCCGACUCAUAGCGACCCUAUGCACAACAGAACGAAUCACUGCCCUGUCCUGUGCCAUGCCCACAAUUGUUGUUAUGCUUGAGCCCAUUGUUGAAGCCACUGUGUCAAUCCAUCUUGUUGAGGGUCUUCCUCUUUUUCGCUGACCCUCUACUUUACCAGGCAUGAUGUCCUCCUCCAGGGACUGAUCUCUCCUGACAUGCCGAAAGCAUGUAAGACAUAGUCUUGCCAUUCUUGCUUCUAAGGAGAAUUCUGGUUGUACUUCUUCUGAGACAUAUUUGUUUCUUCUUUCAGCAGUCCAUGGUGUAUUCAAUAUUCUUCACCAACACCGCAACUCAAAGGCAUCAGUUCUUCUGUCUUCCUCAUUCAUCGUCCAGCUUUCACAUGCAUAUGAUGCAAUUGAAAAUAUCGUGGAUUAGGUCAGGCACAGCUUAGUCUUCAAGGUGACAUCUUUGUUUUUCAACACUUUUAAGAGGUCUUUUGCAGCAGAUUUGCCCAAUGCGAUACAUCAUUUGAUUUCUUGACUGCUGCUUCCAUGGGUGUAGAUUGUGGAUCCAAGUAAAAUUAAAUCCUUGACAACUUCAGUUUUUUCUCCAUUUAUCGUGAUGUUGCUUACUGGUCCAUUUGUGACGGUUUUUGUUUUCUUUAUGUUGAGGUAUCCCACAGGUCAAAGAAAAAACAAAUAGUAAAUUGGAAAAAUUUUUGGAUUGAAGGAAAAGGAAAAUAGCAUAUAAAAAUUUGUGGGAUUCAGUAUUAUAGAAUAGACAAGAAAAUAUAACAUUAUAAUGAAAGGGAGAUACGUGUGUGUGUAUGUGUUGGAAAAGUCAAUCCUCUUUAUUCACAAAUUCCAUAUUUGAAAAUUUCCCUACUUGCUAAAAUUUAUUUGUAACCUCCAAAUAAAUACUUGUGGUGCUUUUCUGGUUAUUUGUAUGAAAAAUUUGAGCUGCCCUACAUGCUGUUUUUUUACAUGCUAGUUUUCAGCGGAGAUUAAACAAGGCAAUGUUCUGCUUUCUUAUUUCAGCUUUCAUAGUGUAAAGAACUGUCCUUCACACAUUCUAUUUAGUGCCACUUUUUUUUUUUUUUUGCAUUUUUGUUAGUUAUUUUGUUGUUCAAAAUGGCCACCAAGGAUAGUGCUGAAGUGCUAUCUAGUGUUCCUAAGUGUAAGAAGGCUGUGAUGUGCCUCAUAGGGAAAAACAUGUGUUUGAUACGCUUCAUUCAGGCACAAGUUAUAAUGUCGUCAUCCAUGGGUUCAAUGUCAAUUAUAUGUGUAUAUAUAUACACAUACAUAUAUAUUUAAUGCAUCAAUGAUAUACACAUAUAUAUUGAGAGAUCUUUAUAUAUGUUAAUAUCUAUGGUACAUAUUUAAAUAGAAACACACAUAAAAGAAGGUUGUACAUUGAUUGGUUGGAGUCCCUUGGUGGCACAAAUAAUUUGCGCUUGACUGCUAACCUAAAGAUUGAUGGUUCAAACCCACCCAGCUGUACGAGAAAGAAAAGGCUUGGUGGUCUGUUUGCAUUCUGUGGUCUCCUGCUCCCCAUACUUUUCAGGGGAUAUCACCCUUUGUAUUACUGCAUUCACCUUGUUUUACCAUGCAAAGCACUAACCCUAGAUUAGCCAAAAAGGCCACUUUUUUUUUUUUUUUUAAUUUAUUGUGCUUUAAGUGACAGUUUACAAAUCAAGUCAGUCUCUCAUACAAAAAGUUAUACACACCUUACUAUGUACUCCUAACUGCUCUCUCCCUAAUGAGACAGCAUAUUCUUCCUUUCCACCCUGUAUUCCCUGUAUCCAUUCAACCAGCUCCUGUCGCCCUCUGCCUUCUCAUCCCACCUCCAGACAGGAGUUGCCCGCAUAGACUCAUGUGUCUACUUGAGCCAAGAAGCUCAAUCCUCACCACUAUCAUUUUCUAUCUCAUAUUCCAGUCCAAUUCCUGUCUGAAUAGUUUGCUUUGGGAAUGGUUCCAGUCUUGGGCUAAAAAAGUGUCUGGAGACCAUGACCCCCAGGGUCCCUCUAGUCUCAGUCAGACCAUUAAGUCUGCUCUUCUUACAAGAAUUUGAGGUCUGCAUCCCACUGCUCUCCUGCUCCAUCAGGGAUUCUCUAUUGCGUCAGGGCAGUCAUUGAUGGUAGCCAGGUACCAUCUAGUUCUUCCGGUCUCAGGCUGAUGGAGCCUCUGGUUUAUGUGGCCUUUUCUGUCUCUUGGGCUCAUCUUUACCAUAUGUCUUUGGUGUUCUUCAUUCUCCUUUGCUCCAGGUGGGUUGAGACCAACUGACGCAUCUUAGAUGGCCGCUUGCCAGCGUUUUAGGACCCGAGAUGAAAAGGGCCACAUUUUGGGAGCUGAUUCAGAUGGCAGGGACUACUAGAGAAAGCUGGAGGUCCAUCACCAUUUCAUUGGCCUCUGUCCCACACUGACUCUGAAGCAAGUGCCACUCCAGAGCUGAUGCCCUUGACCCCCAGUGAAUUUGCUCACUCUGUGCCCCAUUCGUGGGCUUGCAGUAUAUUCAGUCAUUCAGUCGAUCAACGGCCCUGUGAGGGAGGCAGUGACCCUCCCCAGUCUUGCUGCAGAGGAAACUGAGACACAGAGAGAUUACAUCACUUGCCCAUCAAAAUGCCAGUGAGAGCCCAAGCCUGAUUAUGACCCAGGAAAUCUGACCCCAGACUGUGUGCUUUCUACCAAAGUGUAGGUUUUUGCCUUCAGCAAAGAGGGGUCACCUCCACCUUGCAAAUGACUUUAUUUCCAGACCUCAGUUUAGAGCCUGGUUUAUUGUCAGCUUUGAGAAAAUAUUUGUUUAAAGGAAACAAGAAAAAUAAUGAAUAAAUGAAUGGGCCUGAUCAUUCUGGCUAAUGCUCAGAAGCUGGAAUGACCUGUCAUCUUUCUUGCAGUUUCACCUGUUCUGGGGUCUGGAGUCAACUGUGGGUGCCUUCAUUCCAGGAUCUGGCUGACACCACAGCCAUAGUGACCUUGACCUCUUAGUUUCUGAACUCAAUGCUUCCUUUUAGGUCUAUCCCCACAUUACUGUAGGCAGUAUGGCACACUGCUCAGCACUAUCUAGGGGUCCCUGGGUAGCUCAAACUGUUACGUGCAGUUUUCUCCACUAGUCCGUGUCAUCUGAAUCAGCUCCAAAAAUAUGACCUUUUUGGCUAAUUAAGAGUUAAUGCUUUUUGCAAGGUGAAUCAAGGUGAAUGCAGCAAUACAAAGGGGGAUAUCUCCUGAAAAGUUGGGGAACAGGAGACCACAGAAUGGAAAGGUUGGUGGUUCAACCUUUGCCAUCCAGAGGCACUGCAGAAGGCAGUUCAGGAGAUCUGCUUCUGAAAGGUCACUGCCUUGAAACCCUAUGGAGCAUGUUUACUCUGCACAUAUGGGUCGCCAUGAUCGCUAUCAAUGGGAUGGCAAAUAACCACAAUAACAACAACAAAAAAUAAUGUAAAAAAUGAACAAUUAAAAAGAAAAAUUAAUAAAAUAAAUAAAAGACUUAAAAAAUAAAAACAAAAACUUAAUGAAUUAAAUUAAUAAAAUUAAAUUAAUUAUUUAAAUGAAUAAAAUUAAUUAAAUAAAUAUAAAUUAAUAAAACUAAAUUAAAUGAAAGAAAUAAAUUGAAAAAUAUAAAUAAAUCAAAAUAGCUUAAAAUGAAUAAACUAAGUUACAUAAAACAAAGUAUAGUUUUGUAAUUAAAUAAAUUAAAAUAACAAAUACCAUGAAUUAUAGAAUAUAAAAAUAAAAUUCAGUACAUAAAAUAAAUGGAAUAAAAAUGACA